This is a messenger RNA of Penaeus indicus, 2691 nucleotides long. RefSeq lists its product as uncharacterized. NCBI's taxonomy places the organism in Eukaryota, Metazoa, Arthropoda, Malacostraca, Decapoda, Penaeidae. The transcript has 8 exons. Bases 1 to 2691 code for a protein of 896 amino acids. The record is from RefSeq and is a predicted model, not a curated record.
AUGGCGACGUUCAACUAUAUUGCGAGGUUCAUCUUUAGAUGGACGUGUGGAUCAUGUCAGAUCUCGCAGAAGAUGCUCGAGAAUGAUUUCAGGAGCCCUUCAUGCGGAAUACGAAAACGAGGAAAUAAGGAGAGCUCAAGCAGUACGGGAUGGCUGAGGUUGGCUGUCUACCUCCAACAUCACGACAUCUCAGUGUUCACCGAACCCGACGAUUUAUUCGUGCGUCCGCAACAGCGGAAUGUGAGUGCAAAUCAUGGUCACGGUUCCGUCCUCAAGAACCAACAGAAAAGCAACGAGAAACCUGCUACUAAGGAGGCAGUGGUGAACCUCAAACUCUCAGAACGACCUCCGAGGACGAAGUUCACAGGAUCUCAAGUGCAACCUUCGGAGAAGCAAGAAACGUGGGCCAGUGUUGCGUCUCGGAAUUCACCCAGAACAGCAAAUUCUAAGGCACAACUAUUAGAUUGUCACGAAGAAGAUGGACAAGUGGGUAGGCGAUGGUUCCGAUGUCCUCUGGACGAAGGGGGUGUUACGUGGGAUAUAAAAUCGGUGAGUAAUGAAAUAUCUAGGGCACAAAAAAAACGAGUUGAGCCCUCGGGUUCUACGCCCGAGGGUAAGGAAAAACCAGUAGGUAGAUUCAUAGAGGCCGGAGCUACUAGAGUUUGGUACACCAACACUAGUAGUAUCAAAGACUGGGAUCUGGGUACCAUGAUCGAUGGGUCGAAGGGAUCUGAAAUUGUCGAAUGGAUUUCGGAGAAUGCGUUCACGCAACACAUCACGAGCCCCACAAGGUUCAGGGAAGGAAAUAGACCAUCCUUACUAGAUCUUGUGAUUACAAGGUAUCGCACAGAUAUCGAUUGCUCGGAGCUCAGCGUUCCGUUGGGGAAGAGUGACCACGUGGUGAUUCAAGUGGAUAUUGUUAGUAAGAAACUUAAGCCUGAAGAAAAAUGGAGCAGAGCAUAUGAUAAAAUCAAUGCGGAGGAAUUGCGAGAUGCUGCAUCCCAAAUCACCUGGAUUCCUGACUCACCGGAUGCAGAUGUCGAACGAGAUGGCUUGUUAAAGGGAUCAUAUAAAUCAUGGUGUGUGUACAAGUUGCUGAGGAAUGAAGCACAAACGAUCCAGCGACAGGCGAAGUACACGUACGAGAAGAGAAUUGCCAACGUGGCGAAAACUAACCCCAAACGUUACUUUGCAUACGUUCAAGCGAAUAAGAAGGUGAGAGAGACAGUAGGUACUCUUGAGGACGAUCAAGGCAAUAUUGUUGCCAACGAUUCCGAUAAAGCACAAUUACUUAAAACGUUCUUCCAAAGCGUGUAUCAAGCCCCGAGUCAACUUCCUGGUGUUGUUGCGGGACUGGACCAUAGCUCGAAACCGAUGCUCAAUGACUUCAUAAUCGAUCGUACCCAAGUGGAAGACGAGCUCUUGAAGCUGAAAGUGAAUAAAUCGGCUGGACCCGAUGGGAUCCAUCCAGCAAUCCUGAAACCACUAGCAUCCGUACUAGCGGAUCCUCUCUCACAGCUGUUCAAAGAGUCGAUACGUACAUCGACCUUACCGAAAGAUUGGUUGAGAGCAACGGUAGUUGCCCUUCACAAGGGUGGUUCUAAGAAACAGACGAACAACUAUCGUCCCUGCACAACAUGGUUUCGUAAAAGGGAAGUCAUGUCUCACUACCUUCUUUCCUUCCUGGACGAAGUGACAUUGAGAAUCGAUGAAGGGAGACCUGUCGAAGUUUGUUAUGUAGAUUUCAGGAAGGCAUUCGAUUCGGUGGACCAUGGAUUCCUGAUCCACAAACUCGUUUCCUUCGGUAUAGGUGGUAGAGCUAUAGAGUGGUUGACUGCUUUCCUACACGACCGCUCGUUCCGGGUUAAGGUAGGUAAUUUUGUAUCUAGUGAAGGUCAGGUGCUUAGCGGUGUUCCGCAGGGCUCUGUUUUGGGACCCAUGCUAUUCUUGAUGUUCAUCAACGAUUUAGCAGAGAGAUUGAACAACCCAUGUUUCAUGUUUGCCGAUGACAUCAAGGUAGCAGGUUGGGAUCUGGAACGGGAUCUUGAAGUGCUGGUCAUACUAUUGGAAGGAGUCAACGAGGUGAGAGAUUUGGGCGUUAUGGUCACUAAGGAUUUCAAGCCCUCUAGACAGUGCCAGAAUUCGGCGAAGAAGGCAAGGGGAGAACUCUUCAGGCUUCACUCGACGAUGUCGUGCAAAGAGCCAGAGGUUUUCCUGCCACUAUAUAAGGCCAUAGUGAGACCGCAUUUGGAGUACUGUAUCCAAGCCUGGUCUCCAUAUCUGAAAAAAGAUAUCAUCCUAUUAGAAAAAGUUCAGCGGCUAGCUACCAGGAUGAUAACCGGAUAUAAGCAUCUAGCUUAUGAGGACCGUUUGAAAAAACUCAAUCUGUUCUCACUCGCCAGAAGAAGAUGUAGGGGGGAUCUAAUAGAGGUCUUCAAAAUGGCAAAGGGGAUCUCAGGUCUGAAAUUUGAGGACUUUUUCGAGCCCCUCACAGGACUAAGUACACGAGGACAUUGCCUGAAACUCAGGAGGCAGUUCUCAAGGUUGAAUAUAAGGAAGGAGUUUUUCAGUAACAGAGUGGUACCAUUGUGGAAUAAACUUCCUGAAGAGCUAGUGACUUGUGGGACUGUUGAAUCCUUCAAGAGGUCCUUGGAUGCUCGUUGGAAUUCAAUCUUCCCGGAGUUGCUGUAG